AGUUGACAACCACACGUACAAGAGGUCAUCUAAGAGACAGCCUGCUGCAAGACGAGCGAGCCUAGAUAGGGAAAAAUCAAGAGAGUCAUCUUGUUCAGUCAGGCGAUCGCAAAGCAGGGCAGCAAGUCCAUCGCAUGAGCUCCGCAGCACCUAGACGACCGUCUCGGCAGGAACAACAGCUGCGGCAGCUCCUCGACACUGUCCCUGGCAAUGACCGCUGUGCCGAUUGUGAAGCACCAGCACCGCGAUGGGCGUCUCAUAAUCUUGGGAUCUUCCUAUGUACGCGAUGUGCAGGGUUGCAUCGAAAGAUGGGAACACACAUCUCACAAGUAAAGAGCAUCUCAUUGGAUCAAUGGACGCAGGAUCAAGUCGACGUCAUGCAACUGACUGGCAAUACCAUCUCAAACUACAAGUAUAAUCCCCUGCGGAAUUGGCCGUUGCAAGAUGAUGAUGUGACUAUGGAACGCUUCAUUCGGGAUAAGUAUGAGCGAAAGGCCUUUUCCUCACAAAGGGAGACGGCCAAUUUCACUCCCAUCAAGUCGGCCCUGAAGGGCGGCAGCAAAUCAUCAGCACCGCCGGCAUCUCCAGAGGAUACUAAGCGUUAUCAGCAAGAGCUCCAGACUCUACAGGAGAUGGGCUUUGGCGACCGCAAUCGCAAUGUCGGUGUUCUCAAGUCAGUCAUGGGUGACAUUGGUUCGGCGACGGAUGUCCUUGUUGCUAUGGAAUCGUCAGAUGGUAAAGAACCGCCUCCAAAGCCUCAACGGCCGCGUGUUCGAUUCACGGAAGACACCAUUGGCGGAUUAGAUACGCCGCAAAUGCAAAAGGGCAAUCCGUUUGCGGCAUGGACGGGCAGUCAAGCUGAGAUGAAUCCAUUUUCAUCGAUUCCGCCGUCAUUGUAUAAGCAGCAGCAACCACAGGUGAUGGCAGGAGCAGGUGAGGACAAUCCAUUCCCACCAGCUGCACCUCUCCGUCAACAAUUGACGGGUGGACAGCCAUUAAGACCGCAAGGACAGGACUUUGGGGUUUCAGAACAGCAGCAGCAGCAGCAGCAGCAGCAGCAACAACAACAACAACCGGCAAUGCAGCCUCUCCGUGCACAAUUGACUGGUCUACCAACACCGCAACAGCUGAGUGACGCACAGUCUCAUGCUUAUGUAUAUACAGGUCGGGACUAUUACCAGCCUCAACCACCUCAACCACAGCAGCUACCGGUCCACGGCUUUGCAAACAACUUCUUGCCCGAACGGCCAGCAUCUGCACAGCCUGCGCUUGGAGUACAGCAACAACAUGCUGGUAGUGCGAAUACAUUCAGCCAAGCACAUCAAGCUCCCCCGCCACCACCACCUCGGCAUCCAUUUGGUGUGCAAGGUAAUCAGCAGCAGCAGCAGCAAGCGUCGGGCUUGAACAGUAUGUUUGCACCCCUUGUACCACAACGGACAGCACAGAUGCAGCCUGCCCAACAGCAGCAACAGCAAUCAUCACAAAAUCAAGUCUUUGGCAAUGCAGGCCAAUCUGCAUUCGGACAACAACCUGGACAAGGCUUUGCUGCGAAUCGUCCACAAGUGUCGCCACAGGCAACAGGGCCUUUCGGACAAUCGUUUACACGACCGUUGCAGGCGCAAUUGACUGGCAUUCAGAAUAGUCUGAUGCAGCCACAGCAGCAGCAAGAAAGCAAUGCGUUCAGCAGGUUUGGACAGCCCUUUCAGGGUCAGGGUAUGCCAAGUCAAGGACAAGCGCAAAACCCGGCAGGCUAUCAAAUUUCACCGCAACCUUCAGGAUUCUUGGGCAGUGUCGCACAAUCGCAGGUACAAAACACAGGCUAUCAAAUAUCACCUCAGCCAUCCGGUCUUCCUGGUGUUGCUGGACAACAGCAGAAUAAUGGGUAUCACAUCUCGCCACAAGUGUCGGGGAUACAGCGUCCUCAACAACAGCAGCAACAUGGUGGCUAUCAGAUCUCGCCACAACAAUCAGGUCUGCAGCAGGGCCAGCAGGCGUCAGCUGGUCUCUUUCAAAAUGGUACACAACAACAUCAACAGCCACAAGCUAUGAAUGGGCAAGGGUUGGGAGGACUGCAGCAACGACCGCCGUUUGCUGUUCAAAAUGGAAAUGCCUCAUCGCCCUUCAAUCCUGGUCAGGCACCACCUCAGCAUGCCUCUAGCCCAUUCGGGCAACAAUCACAACAACAGCAGCAAAGUGGAUUCAACCCAAUGCAGCCAUUCAAAACAUUCGACAAGGCGAGUAUUAUGAGUUUGUACAAUACAGGUGGCGCUACACAACAAGGUCAGCAACAGGCGCUACGACCAAUGAUGACAGGUCCUGGCGGCCCACAACAGUCGCAACAACAAGGACUUGGGAUGCAAGGGUAUGUACCAACAAUGCAUCAACAGCAACCUAGCCAAGCGUUUGGAUAUCCACAACAGUCGCAACAACAGCAGCCCCCAUCGCAACAGUAUAACAGCACGCAUGGUGGCGGUGAUUGGUAUAGCUGAGCUGACCCAAACCAUUUUCCUUCAUUGUGAGCAUUUUUUGAGAGUAUAGCGUCAGGCGUAGAUUUUUGCACUUCUUGGAGC
Messenger RNA from Protomyces lactucae-debilis, 2570 nucleotides. RefSeq lists its product as uncharacterized. The transcript has a single exon. Gene Ontology annotation, molecular function: protein binding; GTPase activator activity. The record is from RefSeq and is a predicted model, not a curated record. Bases 135 to 2489 code for a protein of 784 amino acids. Lineage: Eukaryota; Fungi; Ascomycota; Taphrinomycetes; Taphrinales; Protomycetaceae.